Messenger RNA from Bacillus rossius redtenbacheri, 9596 nucleotides. RefSeq names its product oxysterol-binding protein 1 (gene Osbp). Bases 809 to 3169 code for a protein of 786 amino acids. Gene Ontology annotation, molecular function: sterol binding. The transcript is spliced from 3 exons. The record is from RefSeq and is a predicted model, not a curated record. Gene Ontology annotation, cellular component: perinuclear endoplasmic reticulum; intracellular membrane-bounded organelle; plasma membrane. Lineage: Eukaryota; Metazoa; Arthropoda; Insecta; Phasmatodea; Bacillidae.
UUAUUUCCAAUGUAUUUCUUUUUAUUUUGGUAGUUUUAUAAUUAAUUGUGUGUGUUUUAGUUCAUGCAGUAGGCACAGUAUUGAGUUAAAAAUUUGUAAUAUGUUUAUAUUACAAACAUAAAAAAGUUAGGUGAGAACAAUGUUUUUUUGGUCUUGAGUUGUUACUACUGUGUAUUUCUUUGGCAACUUAAAUGAAAAGACAUAUUCCUGCAGCUUUGAGUCUAAGGGCCUUGGGUCAGUAACUUCCAAGCAAAUACUUUGCUUGCCUCAAAUCGCAACUGCAAGCCGGCCUAAAGGGAGCAAUUAAAAAUAGUGAAUAGUCUUCAAAAAUUUGGAACACGCUCCGGCACAGAAAUCACCGGCAUGAUAUGAUCAUUACCAGAGUAGGUUUGUGGGUCACAUCAGUGGUUGUGGUACCAGACUGACGUCAGUGUCAUAUCUUUGUAGCACAAAUGUGAUAAUCGUGAUUCACUCCACAUUACCGCCUGCUGGGGAGCGUCUUCCACGUUAUAGGUAAAUGUGGUUGUGCUCACAGUUCAGGCCAGUAAUGACUGUGGCUCGGUGCAGGCUGUUUCGUGUCUGGUUGUCACCCAGCGUAUUGCGGCUCGACAGCAGGUCUAGCCGCUAAAUAAACGUAUAAGUACGCGGUGCCGCGCCGUGCCGUGUGAUGCCCGCGCGCUCACGCAGAUAGUUGCGGCAGUGGACAGUGGGGCUCCGGGCGUGCAGCGCCAGGCCGCUAGUUAUGAAGACAUGAGGCGCAUGUAGUUGCUACAUUGCCGUAGUGAUCUGUUGAAUUUUUCACGCAAGCAUGGAACCCAAGACUGAACCAGAGAUGAAAGGCUGGCUCUUCAAAUGGACGAAUUACUUGAAAGGCUAUCAGAAGCGAUGGUUUGUUCUGUCGAACGGCCUGCUGUCGUACUACAAGAACCAGGCGGAGGUGGCCCACACCUGUCGCGGCACCAUCAGCCUGUUCGGGGCGCUGAUCCACACGGAGGACGCGUGUGCCUUCGUGGUGUCGAACGGCGGCACGCAGACGUUCCACCUGAAGGCGGCCAACGAGGUGGAGCGCCAGCGUUGGGUCACCGCCCUCGAGCUGGCCAAGGCCAAGGCCAUCCGCACCGUCGAGUCGGAGGAGGAGGAGGACGACUUCGACUCCUCCGUGUGCUCCCAAAAGAACGAGCUGCAGGGCGUGCUGAAACUGCUGUCUACCAAGCUGGAAGACUUGCAGACCUGCAGCGAGCUCAUUGCCAAGCACGGUGCCGCCUUGCAGAGGGCUCUCUCCGAGCUGGAGACGUUCGAGUCGGACGCCGAGAUGUCGACUCACGUCAAGUCGGUCAACGAGAGGGCCACGCUGUUCAGGAUCACCGCCAACGCCAUGCUGAACACUUGUUCCGAGUACUUGAACCUUGCGCAGUCGCACGGUUCCAAGUGGCAGAGGCUGCUGCAACACGAGCGCGACCAGAAGAUUCGCUUGGAGAACAUGGUGGAGCAGUUGGCGCGACAGCAUUCGCAUUUGGAGAAGGCUGCCAAGGAGCACCAGAUACCUACCAGAGAUAUUUCAAAUGUGACUUCCUCGAAACAGCAGGGCACCGACCAAAGCAAAUCUCCUUCUGUUUCAGACGGAGUUGGCGUAGCGAGACUAAACAUCGCCGUAGUGCGCUCCUCCCCUUCGGACGAGGAAGACGAUGUCGAGUUCUACGAUGCCCAGGAUGACGUAGUGCGGCAGGAGACAAAGUCCAAUUUCGUCCUGAAAAUUCCGAUGGGACAUCACAGAACUGCUUCCGACAUCAGCUUGGAGUCUCACAUGAUGGAUGGAUCUGACGAGACCUCCGGUUCCGGCAGCGACGUCGACGACACGGAGACCAAGGUGGUCGUGAUAAGUUCGAGCAGUCCCGGCAAGACGGUGGAAUGGAAAGCCAAAGAUGACCGAAGCACAGGCGACCACGAAUGCGAAGCCCGCGUCACGUCGGCGAGAGUGCGGAGGAAUCGCAUCCCGGACAAGCCGAACUAUCCGCUCAGCUUGUGGAGCAUAAUGAAGAACUGCAUAGGGAAAGAUCUGUCGAAGAUCCCGAUACCGGUGAACUUCUCGGAGCCGCUGUCGAUGCUGCAGCGACUGGCGGAGGACUACGAGUACGCGGACAUCCUGGACCAGGCGGCGCAGUGCCAGGACGCAUGCGAGCAGCUGGCGUACGUGGCGGCCUUCACCGUCUCCAGCUACUCCACCACCAGCAACCGCACGGGCAAGCCCUUCAACCCGCUGCUGGGCGAGACGUACGAGUUCGACCGCACGGAGGACCUGGGCUGGAAGGUGGUGUCGGAGCAGGUGUCCCACCACCCGCCCAUGGUGGCCCAGCACUGCGAGGGGCGGGGCUGGCGCUGCUGGCAGGAGUUCACCAUGGCCUCCAAGUUCCGCGGCAAGUACCUGCAGGUGAUCCCCCUGGGCAUGGCGCACCUGGAGUUCCGGUCGGGCGACCACUACACCUGGCGCAAGGUCACCACCACGGUGCACAACAUCAUCGUGGGCAAGCUGUGGGUGGACCAGCACGGCGACAUGGACAUAGUGAACCACGCGACUGGCGCCAAGUGCCACCUCAAGUACAUCCCCUACAGCUACUUCUCGCGCGACGUGCAGCGCAAGGUGACGGGCUUCGUGUACGACCGCGACGGGCGCCCCAAGUACGUGCUGUCGGGCACCUGGGACCACAAGAUGGACGUGGCCCCCGUGGUGGAGUCCUCGGGCAGCCCCAAGAACCCGGUGGUGAAGACGGGGGCGUACACCACGGUGUGGCAGAGGAAGCCUCCUCCGGAGGACAGCGACAAGUACUACAACUUCACGGAGCUGGCGUGCCAGCUGAAUGAGCCGGAGGAGGGCGUGGCGCCCACGGACUCGCGCCACCGCCCCGACCAGCGCCUCAUGGAGGACGGCCUGUGGGACGAGGCCAACACGGAGAAGCUGCGGCUGGAGGAGAAGCAGCGUGCCGCGCGGCGGGAGCGUGAGGCCUGCGCGGAGCGUGCCGCGGCCUCGGGCCAGCCCUACCCGCCCUACGAGCCGGUGUGGUUCAAGAAGGAGCGCGACGCCUGGACGGGCAACAUCUUCCACAUGUACCAGGGCCGCUACUGGGACUGCAAGAGUCGCCAGGAUUGGAGCAUGUGUCCCGACAUAUUCUAGUUUCUCUCCCACACCUACCUGCUGUCUUCUAUACAUACUACAUACUACAUAUUAUACAUGUGCGUAGCUGCUGUAUUUUUAACAUGCUGACCUGUUUUUGGACUUCUGGUAGCAGAUGUCGCGGCUGCUGUGCCAACUACGUAGCAUGUAUGGCGAGGGACUCGAUGCAGAAAUGUCCUGUUCGUACUCCUAGUUGAGCUGCUGACUAUUUGUGAUAGUAAUUCUCCCUUGAAACUUAGCCAUGUACAAACCAUGAUUUGCAAGCUUUUUGAUGUUAACAACACAGUUUUAUUAGUAAAUCAGUAUUUACAAAAAAAAAAAAAUCCUGCAUUUUGUUUUAAAGAUGUUAAUUUUUAAAAUUGUGCAAAAAUAAUGGGUGCCAAAUUGUUACGCAAUUACUAUUUGCAGUUUGUGUAGUAUCGUUCCUUAGGUGAGUACUUAUAAAGUUUGUUUACAAAUUCACUCUUUGUUUAAAUAAACACAUUUUAUGCAGCUUUAUUUUUUUUUUGAGUACCAUUUGAAAUAACUAUUAAUUGAAAUUGUCACAAAGUAAAUAAAUGUAUGCAUUCAUAUACUUCAAAACUGUUGCAUAAUCCUCUGUAUAGUCCAUGCCAAAAGAACAUAAAUACUUGUAGCAGACUCAACGUAUUCUGCAUGUUGAAUGAGCAGGGAGGUUACAAUGUUUGGAGCUGAGUAAUCUCUAUCAGAUGUCGUCGGUGGUUGAACUUUGUGUCGAGGCUACUCGAUCAGUGUACUUUGAGCACGCAUGGUAUCUCCUCUGUUGCCUGGGCGAAUGUAGUUACUGAGACACCAGGGCUGUCCAAAUACAGUCUAUAUUUUGCUAACAAACUCCAGGACCUGUUAUGUUGUGCAGAAAUAAACUACAUGUUCUAUUUUGUUUGAAUCAACAUUUAUGACAUUUAGCAAUUAUUGAUUUAAGUACGUAAAUACAAUAGAAUUGUAGCUGUCUUAAUUGGUUUGUGUUCAGAUAGAAUUUCUGCUAAUAUAGUAAAGUUUAAAAAGUGUAUAUUGCUUCCAAUAUGCUAGGUACGCUUACAGUUCCUUCUAAAUAUUUGUUGCUUAGUAUAGUUAAAAUUUUGCAGUUCAUACAUAGUUUUCGAGAGUUUUGGUGAAACCGAAGUUAAAUUGAGUUUUAAGAGAUCUUACAGGUUUGUUAUAUUUAAUGUAAUGUGAAAAUUUGUUAUGUUCUCAACUGCCCACUAAGCAUGUGAUGUUUCCCACAGUGUUAAUAGUCGGUGUGUAACCAUCCAAGAUUGUGUUUAACAGCCAGUUGUGGAUUAGCUGUAGGACCUUUGUGUGAUGCAGUGCGUCCACAUUCUCGCCCCAGUAUCUACUGUGUUUCUAGUGUUGUGCUUGUUGUAGCGAGGGUGAUCUUUAAGGGCAGAGCGAUUGUGAUGUGUUUCAAAUGGUGGCGAGGAUAGUUCGUUAGGGUGUUAACCUAUUCCCGUGGCAAGAGGAAACUUACGUUUGCUUGUGGUGUGUUUAAAAAAAAAAAUAAUCUUGUUGUAAUUAGAAUAGAAAGCUACAAGAGUGGGUUUGUUAGUGGCCCUUCUUAACCCGUCGGGAAUGAUUUAGCCCGUAGUGGUCUGUGAAUAACAGUGAUAGCAAUAUCUUUGUCAGUACUGUGCUGCGUAUCAGAGGUUAAAUGUUCUGCAAGUGUUUACAACCACAGCUGUUGCCGCGGUGCACUGAAACUAGCUACGUUCACUGUUGAGUUAUACUGGUCGUAGUCAUACCUGCUAGUCGGGUCUGUAAACACGGCUACUGAGAACGCGAUGAUGUAAUCUGCAUCACUUGUCAAACUAGACUACACAAUGUACGUGUAACUAUUUUCAUCAGUUGGCAGUUUGUGUUUAGUGAUUUAUUAGUUUCUUCGGUUCAUUUAUGAUGACAGAACUUAGGUUAAUGUUAUUUUUAAUUGUAUUUUCAUGAGACAGGUGGCAAAAGAAUUUUUUCCAACAGAAAUGAUCUUUAUAUAUAUAUAUAUAUAUAUAUAUAUAUAUAUAUAUAUAUAUAUAUAUAUAUAUAUAUAUAUAUAUAUAUAUAUAUAUAUAAGCUAUUGUAACCAAUUUUGGUUAUUGUUCAGUGAUUUAAAAAAAAAAAUAGUAUUUAUAGAGAAUUUGUUUAUCCGUAUUGAGAUCCUUAGAUACAUGUAUGUAUUCAAUACUAAAUCUCAAAAAUACCUGUAUACACCACGUACCUUUGAUAGAUUAAAAAUUUGGUUGCCAAAUCACUUGAAAGGUAAAUUGAAGCUAGACUUAUUUUAUACAAUUUCAACUUGAUUACAGGAAUAGUUAACUUGAAGUUAAGAACUAGUUAAUAAAUGUUAGUUUAUGCAUACCAGUUAACUGGUAGGUUAUUGUGUUCAAGUACCUAGUAGGUAACACCGGAAGAUACUGGAAGUUAGUCAUGUACACCUUGCAAGGGUUAUAGUCCUGUUCCUUAUUAGCCAGGUUAAGUUAACUGGAAGCUAGAGUAUUAUUUAUUAGCUUGAGUUUAUCUAUGUCCGAGGUAACUUAUCCUGUGAAUAUGAUGGCAACCAAAAAGACUUCAACUUCCAGUUUGAAAUAUUUGUAUAACUGUAGCCUUUAAUUAACUUUGUCUAGUGAUAUAGAAUAUAAUACGAAUAUUGCAGCCGAUUAAUGUACCCUAUUGGGAUAUAUAUUGGUAUAUAUAGUAUUAUUAUAUUAUAUAAUUAUAUUCCAGCCCAUUGAGCAAUAUUAACUGGUCGCCAUAACUGUAUGGAUAUUCUUAUUUAUAUUGAAUGCCAUGAUAGUUGCAAGAUAUGUUAACUGGAGUUGUACCUAGUAGAUGGCAGGUCAUCCAAAGCGUGAGUCAAAAGGAAACCUGAAAGUAUAUCGGAUAAAGUUAAGUGUUGACCAAGAUGCUUACUCUUAACAUUAAACAUGACUAAAAGUGAUAAAACUGGUAAGAAAAAAAAAAGUAGUGGUAAAGAAAGUGUAUUAAUCAGUACAUCUGGUAGUUAGUUUGUCACAGUGAGGCUUCCUAAUGAUUAAUAUAUUUAAUGUGAAAACAUUAUGAAUUAAGACUUACAAGUGAACAUUAACCAGUUUUAAAUUGGAACAGUAUCAAAGCAGGGUAAACAAAACACUUGUAAAAUUGUUAGAUUGGUUGUGUUAAAUAUAUAUAUAUAUAUAUAUAUAUAUAUAUAUAUAUAUAUAUAUAUAUAUAUAUAUAGGUUGAUGCAAUAACAGUAACAUAGAGGGAUGACUACUCUUUGUAUGUCAUUCAUGUGACCACGUUUUGUUUAUAAACACAUCCACGUUGCCAGCAAGCACUGAGGAGAGAUGGUAGAUGGCAGCCCUAGUUUCUGCACCGCGGGCACCUCUGCUUGUGAACACUUCACGAGUGAACCACUCUGGUUGUGAUUACCUGGUACUCUGCUGUAAGGUACACAUUAGUUUGAGCUGAUACCCGUGUUACUGUGAUUAGUUAAUCUGUCCAAAAAAGUGUGGUUGUUGGAUGAACCAUUUUCUUGGUUCGGCACGCUCCUUAGAAGAGAUGUUGCUUCACUUUUGAAACUCGUUUGCUUUUUCUUUUUCCCCUUCCAACUUUCCCACCUUGACUUCGAAGGUGUCGCUACAAAACUAUUUGUGUCAAGUUGCAGUGGAUUGUGAUGUGAACAAUGUUUGCGAGAUCAAGAAAUGUAAUAAAUUAAACCCUUUUGCUAUUUGACAUCACUUUUCCUAAGUUUUGUAAAUAUAUAUACAUGUAAUGAUAUAUGAUAUGAUAUAGUUUGUCAUUUGUUGUCUCGAAGUAGUAUGUUUAUAGUGUUUGGGCGUAGAAAUGUAAAUUAAUGUACAGUUAUGAAUUAAAAGUAUGCUAGCAGUUUGUCAUUUUAAUGAUAACUGUUUUAUCUGAAAUGUUUCUUUCAGUUCUACUGAGUUUAUUGUAUUAUGUAUUAUUAUUUUGCUCUGGAAUCUUCAAUAACUUUUCUUAAGUCCUACGUCAGGAGACUCUUAACUUACUGAAGCUAUACUGAGUGUGGCCAUAGCCGGUUUUAAAGCUGCAGUGAUAAUCUUUAUCAAAAACAUUUUAACAUGUGCCUUGUGUUAAUCAAAUAUAUUUCCAAUUUCUUUCAUCACAUGAAAGCCUUUUUUUUUUGGACCAGCAGUUAAUAUUAUUUUAACUUUGGCUGCCUUUGAGUUAGUUCUCGCACGUUCUCGCGUCAAACUUUGGGGUCUCUCACUGCUUGAUUGUGCGCUCUGUCUCAGCGAGUCGUAUUUCAUGUCCUUGUCGCUUCCAACACCUUCCAGUAUUGUGUGUCAAAGUUGGAGGGCUGUGACCUCACAUGCACAGCCAUGUUUGUUUGACAAGUUGGAUGACUUUAGUUUCAAGCUAAAAUUUUGCAUGUAGGACGGGUUCUAAAAUAUGUUGGAUGCAAUCUGCCAAUCAAAAUCAUGCCUAACGAAAACUGAAAUGACAUCCAUUUCCGUCACAACAAUUCUUUAAAGUGGUGGCGAGAUCGUCGGCGAUUAAAGAGGUUACAAAAAGUUAAGUACCUAACUAAAAAAUUGUAAUAUGAAUGUCGUAUGCAAAAACUUUCAUGUUGCAUAAAUUAAAUUGUUUGUAUAAAUAUAAAAAAUCACUCAUGAUUAAUUUAAUUAUGUAGGUAAUGAAUAUUAUUGUAAUUUAAAUUUAUACAUGUUAAAAAAAAUAUUUAAAUGCACAAAUUUAAUAAACAUUACAUUAACACUGUUUACUUUCAAGUUUAAGAAGCUCUGACCAAAAAUAAACUUUGAUAGUGUGACAUGAUUUAAAACAUAUUUGAGUUUAUCUGUCCAAAUAUAUUUGAUGGGUAAAAUUGGAAACCUUUCUCCAUCCAACACUUUAGCCAAAUAUAUUGUGACAGUGUGACGGAGCCUUCAGAGAUUUGCCCUGAGCUCUGUCUUAUUUAUUGUUUGGUCACAAGUGUUCUCAUGAGAUAUUCACUGCGUGUUAUUUUCAAGCCGUAGAAGUUGGUGUAAGUGGUCAUGAUUGUAGGGUGCCACAGUAAAAGGUUUUAAGUACUGUCGAAUAACCUUUACAUUCACAGGAGGUAUUUUGUGUUAAAUUGCUACUAUUUUGUGUUGUUUCAAUGUAAUAUGUUAAGUUCUGGUUUAGUUUAGGAGAAAAUGUGUUUGCCUUAACUCUGUAAAAUGAAGCAGAACAAAGUAAACACUAAUUAAGAAAUUAACUUUUAUUUUAGGGUUUAAAUUUUCGAAGUGCGACCCUUCAAUUAUGAACUCUUUGGUUAGUUCUUACAGAUUAUAAUAUUUAGUAGAUAUUUGUAGAGACUUUUUGAGAUGAAACACAAAGUGCAAGAGAGCUAUCACAGCAAGUUUAGAGGAAAACCUCGGAUAACAGCGACGACAAGGCAAUGAAAUAACCAACAUGACAUGAGACAGAGUCGCAGGAACCACACAGUGUUCUGGGCUCAGCCUAGGUGCUAGAUGUGUCCUCGUUACAGUAGUAACGGACAUUAGUGCAUGUAAGUUUUUUCAACUCUUUGCUGGAAAGCAGUUUCCGGUAAAGAAACGUGGUUUUUGUUGUAUUUUAAAAAUUUUAUCUGUGAGAGUGAAAGUGCAAUAGUCCAAUUAGAAAAGCUUUUCCAGAUGCCAAAUUGUCUGUGGCUUUAUAAAUAUGUACUGUAAAUCUUAGAGAAACAAAAUACUUUCCAACCAAAACGGCUUGCUGGCCUUCGUAAUACUGUAAAAUAUUUGUUCAGUUUAUGAAAUAGAUGCUUUAUAAAAGUUUUAAUGAAUUUCCUUGAUUUUUCAUUGCAUAAAAUCACAGUAAUCUUUCGUGUACAAAUUUAUUUCGUAGAGUAGUUUCAUAAUUUAAUUAGACUUGAAAAGUUUAUUCAGUGUCAAAUACUUCAUGGUGUUUGUUAUACUUUUUAACAGUUAAAAAUAACCAUUUAUAAUCAUCUAUAAAAUAACGUUUGAAACUAUGUAGCUCUACAUAUAUGGUUUGCUUACUAUGGUUUGGUUAUUGGAGAAUUUGCUGAAUUUAUUUUAUGAGUGAGGCUGUAAGGAUGAAAUUUGUAAAAUAAAAUAAAAAUGUUUUUUCAGAAUGUGUUGUAAAUGUUUGUAAAUAAAAUAGGUCCUAUCACUAUGGAGCUUUCAUGAAAAUGUAUUAAUAGCUGUCUGCACACAGAUUUUUUUUAAAAACUUUUUUUCAUGAUAAUAUUUGAAAUGGAAAUAUGUUAGUUUAUUAUGUUUGUUUUUUAGUAUGUUAAUAUUUCAGUACUAUAAAAUAUUGCUCCAAUUUUCCAUUUGGGAAUUGAGAUGAAUUUGAUCAACCGUGUGAUCACUGUAACUUAUCAAUCCAUAAAUUUCAGACUUGAUUAUUUUGAUGUUCCUUGUUACUUUACUUACAACUGAAUAAAUAAAUUACAAGUAUG